Molecule: messenger RNA, 1686 nt
Organism: Entamoeba histolytica HM-1:IMSS
Lineage: Eukaryota; Evosea; Mastigamoebida; Endamoebidae
Product: protein kinase domain containing protein
Exons: 1
Coding region: 1-1686 (561 amino acids)
Biological process (GO): protein autophosphorylation; autophagy; peptidyl-serine phosphorylation
Cellular component (GO): cytoplasm; autophagosome
Molecular function (GO): ATP binding; protein serine/threonine kinase activity
Source: RefSeq, a predicted model, not a curated record
AUGAACGAAGAAGAAAUACAGAGAUACAGAAAUUUUAAAUUUGUUUAUGAAAGGCCAGAGCAUAGAAAUAUUCCAUAUUGUGACGUUUAUGAGUGUGAAUCAAAAGAAAAUGGACAUUAUCUUUGUCAUAUUAUAAAGAAAUAUCAUUUAAAAAGUGUAGAACAAAUACCAUUUAUUGAGAAAGAAAUAAAUAUAUUAAAUUCAUUACAACACACAAAUAUUCUUGAAUUAGAUUCUUAUUUUCCUGUACAAAGUAGAAAUGAAUUUUGGUGUGUUUUUAAAGGAACAAAUUAUGAAUUUUCAAGAUAUGGUACUCUUUGUAUUGAACGAAUAACAAACACAAAUGUAGGAGCAUUUUUAUUUGAUAUAUUAAGUGCAAUGCAAUACAUAGUUCAUAGUAAAAUGUUAUUAAAACCAAGAAUUAAUCCAAAACAAUUUUUCGGUUUUCAUUCACCAGAUUCUCCUUUCCCAGUUUUGAAAUAUUUAUAUGAAGAGCAAUUUGAUGAAGGAGAAAAUAAUGCUAAUUUUGCUUAUUGCGCUCCUGAGUGUUUUGUUGGAAAGACAAGUGAUGUAAGUUAUCUUUGGUCAUUAGGAAUUAUUUUACUUAGGUUUUGGUUUGGAUAUAAAGAAGCUAGUUCUCCUGAAGAAUAUUUAAGGUCUAUAGAAAUUAUUAAGAAAGAAGGAAUUUCUAAACGAUUUGUUAAAGAUGAAAAUAAAAGAUGGGUAUUAUCUAUGUUACUUUCAUAUGAUGAAAAACAAAGAAAACAAGGAGAUGGAAUUAUUCUUUCUGGAAUAUUUCUUGAACAAAAUUUUGAACAACGUAUACAUCAAGGAAAUGCAGAUGAUUAUGAAAUAAUAAAAGAAAUAGGAAAAGGGGCAUUUGGAAAAGUAUUUUUAUGUAAUAAAAUUAAUACAAAAGAAGAAGUUGCAAUUAAGUGUGGGGAUCAAUGGAUUGCACGAGAGAAUAAAAUAUUAAUGUUAUGUCAACAUGAAAAUAUAAUGAAAGUUUUUGAUUAUUUUAAAGGAAAUAAUAUAUUUGGAUUUAAUGGAGAACAUCAUUUUCUUGUAAUGGAAUAUUGUAAUAAAGGGAAUUUAGAAGAUAUAUUAAAAAAACGUACAAUUAAAGAAAAUGAAUUUUGUUCUUGGACAAAAGAUUUAUUAAAUGGAUUAUAUUAUCUUCAUAGAGUAAAACAUAUUGUUCAUAGAGAUUUAAAACUUGGUAAUUUAUUAUUACAAGAAAGUAGAAGAAGUAAUAUUCCUAUUUUAAAAAUUAGUGAUUAUGGAUUAAGUAGAGAAAUUGAUGAAGAUAUGAUGAGUUGUGUAGGUUCUACUCAAUAUAAAUCACCUCAAAUUCUUUUUGGAUUAAAAUACUCCGAAAAAACUGAUUUAUUUUCAGUUGGUGUUAUUUUAUAUAAAAUGGUAACUCAACAAUUUCCAUUUGGUGAAGAAGUUUAUGAAAUAAAAGAUAAUGUUCUUGAUAGAAAAGAAGUUGAGUUUGAAAUUCCUGUUGAAGAAUCAAAGAAAGAUUUUAUUGCUAAAUUACUUGAAAUUGAAGAAGAAAAAAGAAUGAAUUGGGAAGAAAUACUUAAACAUCCAUUUUACAAAGAAUUAAUGAAUAACAAAUUUCAUUCUGAUUCUUCUUUAUUUGAAUCACUUACAUCUUCUUUUGAUGUAACUUCUUUUUGA